AUGGGGAAGCUCGUGGCGGCGUCUGUUGGGGCGGGGAGGCGAGGUGGUGAUGCGGCAGGGUGGCGGGGGUGGCUCCAGGAGCUUUCUCCGGUGAGCCCCUCGUAUCCGGCGGACAAGAUCGCGCACAUGCCCAAGCCGGAGGCGACGCUGGACAAGGUGAGCUUCAAGGGCAUGACCCACGAGGCCAUCACCGUGCACAGCCACGUCAACGUCACCAAACCCUACUCCCACCGCAUCCCCAUCUGCGACAUUGCCUUCACCCUCAAGUGCGGCGUCAAGGAGGUGGCGAGCGGCAUGAUCCCGGACCCGGGGUGGAUCGAGGACAGCGGCGAGGUGACCAAGCUGGUGGUGCCGGCCAAGCUGCCCUACGACUUCCUCAUCUCGCUCAUCAAGGAUCUGGGUAGGGACUGGGACAUCGACUACGAGCUCCUUGUCAAGCUCCCCAUCGACCUCCCCAUCAGCGGCAAACUUCACCUUCCCCAGUCGCCAGCCUAUUCCCCGUCGUCGUCUUCGUCAUCCUCUGGAGUUGCUUCAUGUGCAUGA
Molecule: messenger RNA, 543 nt
Organism: Hordeum vulgare subsp. vulgare (domesticated barley)
Lineage: Eukaryota; Viridiplantae; Streptophyta; Magnoliopsida; Poales; Poaceae
Product: desiccation protectant protein Lea14 homolog
Exons: 3
Coding region: 1-543 (180 amino acids)
Biological process (GO): response to desiccation
Cellular component (GO): cytosol
Source: RefSeq, a predicted model, not a curated record